Molecule: messenger RNA, 1446 nt
Organism: Dermochelys coriacea (leatherback sea turtle)
Lineage: Eukaryota; Metazoa; Chordata; Testudines; Dermochelyidae
Gene: AKR1A1
Product: aldo-keto reductase family 1 member A1
Exons: 9
Coding region: 229-1341 (370 amino acids)
Biological process (GO): aldehyde catabolic process
Cellular component (GO): cytosol
Molecular function (GO): aldose reductase (NADPH) activity
Source: RefSeq, a predicted model, not a curated record
CAUGGAGCCUCCACAGCUCUGUACUACUGUCAGGAGCUAGCAAACACAGGAUGUAUUUGCAGAACUGCAGAGAACACAAUUUCUUUGAGGAGAGACUACUGUGGCACAUAGUGCAAACCAACUCAGGAUUGUUGGCAUUCACAGAGCAGCUAUAGAUGAUGGAACACCAUUUCUGGGCCCAAGAAGCAAGAACUGACUGGUGGGAUAGCAUCGUAAUGCAGGUUUGGGAUGAUGCUCAGUUUCUGCAGAACUUUCAGAUGCACAAGGCCACAUUCUUGGAUCCGUGUGCUGAGCUCGCCUCACCAUCCAAUGCAGGGACAACAAACUGAGAGCUGCAUUGACAGUGCAGAAGUAAAAAUGUCUUCUACAUGUGACUUUGUUGUGCUCCACACUGGGCAGAAGAUGCCUCUUAUAGGACUGGGCACCUGGAAAAGUGAACCUGGCCAGGUGAAGGAGGCAGUGAAGUAUGCUCUUGGUGCAGGUUAUCGUCACGUUGACUGUGCUACAGUUUACAGCAAUGAAGCAGAGAUAGGUGAAGCCUUCCAGGAGAGCAUUGGGCCAGAUAAGCCUGUUAAGAGGGAAGAACUAUUUGUGACAUCAAAACUAUGGAAUACCAAGCACCACCCAGAAGAUGUUGAGCCAGCCUUAAAGAAAUCUCUGAAAGAUCUGAAACUGGAUUAUUUGGAUCUGUACCUCAUGCACUGGCCACAUGCCUUCGAACGAGGAGAUACUCUUUUCCCAAAGAACCCUGAUGGCAUGAUGCGUUUUGACUACAUUGACUACAAGGAAACUUGGAAGGCUAUGGAGAAACUGGUGGAGAGAGGUCUAGUGAAGGCCAUUGGACUGUCCAACUUUAACAGCCGUCAGAUUGAUGACAUCCUCAGCAUGGCUGCUAUCAAACCAGCUGUACUACAGAUAGAAUGUCAUCCCUACCUUGCUCAGAAUGAGCUAUUAACUCAUUGUAAUAAGCGAGGGCUGAUAGUAACAGCAUACAGUCCCCUUGGCUCUCCUGAUCGAAUGUGGAAGCACCCUGAUGAACCAGUACUUCUAGAAGAAUCUGGGAUCAAAAAACUGGCAGAAAAAUAUGGCAAAUCACCUGCUCAAAUCCUCCUCAGGUGGCAAGUCCAGCGUAAGGUGGUUGCCAUUCCCAAGAGUGUCACUCCUGUCCGCAUUCUGCAAAAUCUCCAGGUGUUUGACUUUAAUCUCACAGGAGAAGAGAUGGAUCACAUUGGAAGCCUUAAUAAAAACUGGCGAUACAUUGUGCCAAUGGUUACAGUGGAUGAAAAACUAGUAGCAAGAGAUGCUGGACACCCCCUUUAUCCUUUCAAUGACCCCUAUUAACUACAGUAGAUUGGGCAUUAGAAUAGGAGUCAAUGCACUCGUUCCCAAAAUAGUUGUUGCCAUUGUUUAUCAAAAAUCUUUCCUAAUAAAAUCUGGUGUUCUAAA